Molecule: messenger RNA, 1284 nt
Organism: Tachysurus fulvidraco (yellow catfish)
Lineage: Eukaryota; Metazoa; Chordata; Actinopteri; Siluriformes; Bagridae
Exons: 5
Coding region: 340-1083 (247 amino acids)
Biological process (GO): response to bacterium
Source: RefSeq, a predicted model, not a curated record
UAGUGUAGACUCAUGUGAGUGUACGAGUAAACCACAUUUUCCAUUUGAUCAUAACAUCUAUAACACAUAUCUCUGUACAACAACACAACACAAAUAUGGAAAAAUGUGGUGUAGAUGUAGGCAGAUCAGGCAGUUAGGCAGUUACAUGCCUUUUCUUUUAAAUACAACCAAUCACGUCAUCAAUGAAUACAACCAAUCACAUGUCAACAAAUCAGAUCCUGGGUGUGCUCAGUACAGACCGCCUGUAGUAUGAAUAUAAAAUCAAACCGCGCUUCAAGUGCAUUCACAUUCUGUUAAUAAAUGAGACACAAACACUGUAGAAUUGAUAAGAAAUGAACAAUGAGCAGUUUCUGGAUUUUACUUUUCAUCUUCAGCACCAUGUAUACACUCCAUCCCGGUAGACACUUGUUUACUGCACAAUCUCCAACAAAGCCACCAGUUUAUCAGCCUGAUAAAGAGCUUAAAGUGAAUAUCGGAGACUCGGCGACUCUACAGUGUUGUAGUUCAAAAAAACAAAUAAUAGUCUGGUAUAAGCAACCAAACAGAGAAAAACCUCAGAUUAUAGUCACUGUGUAUAAAGAUAGUAAAGAAACUUUUCACAAUGGAUUCCAAAAGUCUUGUUAUCAAAUAGAAAGAUCUUCAAACUGCAUCAAUAUGACUAUUUUAAACAUCACUCAGUCUGAUGAAGCCAUGUACUACUGUGCAGUGACGACACCUUACCUUGGGUUUGGAGAUGGAACUUAUUUACAAAUUAAAGGUGAUCAUGUUACUAUUGCAACAGAAUCAGAAAUGAUCAGUGAUCGUACAGUGAAAUGGACAGUGAUCGGUUUGGGAUCGGCUUUGGGUUUGUGCGCACUUCUGAUUUUCUGUCUCACUUAUUUCAUACUGAGGAGAAGAAAACCUGAAACCUCUAGAUCUAACACUGCUGUAGAAGAUGCUCCAGGAAAAAUGCAGGAAUCUGAAGCUGAAUCACUGAAUUAUGCGGCUUUGCAAUUCUCCAAGAGGAAAACCAAAGCUGAAAAGAGAAAACCCGUCUCAUCAGAUGAGUGUGUGUACUCUGAUGUGAAGAAAUCUGUAAGAUAACAUAAAUGUCUCAUGAUCAAACACAUGGUACUAUUACACAAAGAUAACCUUUUAGCAAAGAAAAAUAUCUCGACUAGAGUAAAAUAUAAUCCUUAAUUAUCAUUACGAGUUAGAAAUCUACAUUAAUGUCAAGUCUUGAAAUUUUCACGAUGAUUUCUUUCAAUUGUCCUGAUCUUACAUUUCACCAGCAGUAAAUCUAAU